Pogonomyrmex barbatus (red harvester ant) is the source of this 1732-nucleotide messenger RNA. RefSeq names its product zinc finger protein 277. The record is from RefSeq and is a predicted model, not a curated record. Lineage: Eukaryota; Metazoa; Arthropoda; Insecta; Hymenoptera; Formicidae.
AACGUUACAAAUGUUCCAUUAGACUCCUUUAGAAUAAACACAAAUUUGUUUGAAUAUUUAUUUGUUUUGAAUUAUAUAAUUUUAUGAAUGGAUUUAACAUUGACAUCACAUCUGUUUUAUCGAUAAUAUCGCAAGAUAGAUGUAACCUAAAAGUUCCAAGUUUAUUUAUAGACAUUGAUGGCGAUAGUGUACAGUGGCGAUUUCGACAGUGUUAAGAAAAGGUUAGGAUAAUUGCUCCUAGAUUUCUCUUCGCCCAAAGAGUAAAAAAAGAGAAAAAGAAGCAUAUAAAUUUAUCGAGAUUUUUCUCGAAAAUAUCUGAGAAUGUCUCGUGCUAUGUGGGAAUAUUUCUCGACAUUAACGUGAUUACGUGUUGAAAUAUUUCGAAGAUUUUGAAAUGUCUCACAGAGUAUGCGCAAUGUACAAGUCUCAGUUUGUUGGUUUAGAUGACAAUCCAUGCGAUACAAAAUGUUUAUUAUGCGAUUGCACAUUUGUCCUUCCGACAAAUGAAACAGAUUUUCUCUCGCACUUAUUUAAGGUUCAUCGCCUUGUUAUAGCUGAUGUUUGGAAAAUAGCUAGUUUGAAGAGUUAUGUACAUUACUGGAGCGUAAAAUUCAAGGAAGCACCAGUGACGACUUAUUGUAGCACAUUGCUAAUGAAUUGUACACCAGAUGGACAGCCAAGUAAAGAUGAAAAUUAUUUCUUGCUCUCCGAUUGCUUGCUGGAAGAUAAAACUUUAAGAGAUGAGAUACAUCGUGCUAAACUGGAAUGGACAUUGGCACAACAAGAAGCUGAGCGAGCAGAUACUAAUUUUAAGCGUGGCUGUAUGUUUUGCCGUACUGAAUUUUGUGAAUCACGUAUUGCAUACAUAAAACACCUUUAUCAGAAGCACAAUCUUUACCUCGGCAAGCCAGAAAAUUUGGUGUUUAUUGAUGAGCUUUUGGACAAAAUUCAGAAUAAUAUUGAAAAUUUAAUAUGUAUUUAUUGUGAGAAAAUAUUCAAAGAUCGUAUGGUAUUAAAGGAACAUAUGCGAAAAAAAUUCCACAAAUGCAUAAAUCCUUAUAAUAAAACAUAUGAUAAAUUUUAUAUAAAUAAUUAUCUUGAGCCAGAAAGAACUUGGAAACAAAGACAGGAUAAUUUGGAAACAUAUCCUGAUGUGGGAGAUGGCAAUAGCGAAAAUGAAGAUGAAGAAAGUUCGUGGUCUGACUGGAAUGACGAAUCUAUCGGAAUAUUAUGUCUAUUUUGUAACUAUAGCAAUAACGAAUUUACCUGUAUUCUCAGACAUAUGAAAGAGAAACAUAGUUUUGAUUUCGAAGACACUGCUAAAAACCUGACUUUUUAUCAAAAGGUUAAAGUAGUCAAUUAUAUAAAAAGACAAAUUCAAUUACAACGAUGUAUUUUCUGUGAAACAGAAUCAGACAAUGUUUUAGAGCACAUGAAGAAUCAACAACAUUAUAAAAUUGCUACACAAAAAGUUUGGGAUCAGCCAGAAUAUUAUUUUCCUAUGUCUGAAAAUGACUCAUUUUUAUACAAUCUUGAUGCAACUACUAAUAGUGAUGAAGAAAGUGACAUUGAAAAUAUUACUGAAGCAAUGUAUAAUCUAUGAAUGAAUUUCUAUUAAUAAAAGCUAGACUUCAUCUGAUAUUUUACUAAGAAAUAAUUUUUUGUUCUAUUGUCUUACGAAAUAUUAUUUGUAAUAUUACUUGUAUAUAUGAAGAUUGUAUUACAUAUUUAU